UGCAGAUGCUUCAGGACAGGUAAACGACGGAAUUCAAGUUUUGAAGGAUGGGUAAAGACUUCCGUUAUUAUUUCCAGCACCCCUGGUCUCGCCUGAUUGUGGCUUACUUGGUGAUCUUCUUUAACUUCUUAAUAUUUGCGGAGGACCCAGUUUCUCAUAGCCAAACAGAAGCUAAUGUUAUUGUUGUUGGAAACUGUUUUUCAUUUGUAACAAAUAAAUACCCCAAAGGAGUUAGCUGGAGGCUUCUGAAGGUGCUACUAUGGCUACUCGCCAUUCUCAUAGGACUAAUAGCUGGCAAAUUUCUCUUCCACCAGCGUUUGUUUGGUCAGUUACUCCGGUUAAAAAUGUUUCGAGAGGAUCACGGGUCGUGGAUGACAAUGUUCUUCAGCACGAUUCUCUUUCUCUUCAUAUUUUCUCACAUAUACAACAUGAUUCUUCUCAUGGAUGGGAACAUGGGAGCAUAUAUCAUUACAGACUAUAUGGGCAUCCGAAAUGAGAGUUUCAUGAAGGUAGCUGCUGUGGGGACCUGGAUGGGGGACUUUGUCACAGCUUGGAUGGUCACUGAUAUGAUGCUUCAGGACAAACCCUAUCCUGAUUGGGGGAAAUCCGCAAGAGCUUUCUGGAAGAAAGGAAAUGUUAGGAUCAUUUUAUUCUGGACGGUUCUGUUCACUCUGACUUCUGUGGUUGUACUCGUCAUUACAACUGACUGGAUCAGCUGGGACAAGUUGAAUCGGGGAUUUUUGCCUAGUGAUGAAGUUUCCAGAGCUUUCCUGGCUUCUUUCAUCUUGGUCUUUGACCUCCUGAUUGUCAUGCAGGACUGGGAGUUCCCACAUUUCAUGGGAGACGUUGAUGUAAAUCUCCCUGGCUUGCAUACGCCUCACAUGCAGUUCCAGAUUCCUUUCUUCCAGAAGAUCUUUAAGGAAGAAUAUCGCAUUCACAUAACAGGUAAAUGGUUUAACUAUGGGAUUAUCUUUCUCGUCUUGAUUUUGGAUCUUAAUAUGUGGAAGAACCAGAUAUUUUAUAAGCCUCAUGAAUAUGGACAGUAUAUUGGCCCAGGGCAGAAGAUAUAUACAGUUAAAGACUCAGAAAGUUUAAAGGAUUUGAACAGAACCAAGCUAUCCUGGGAAUGGAGGUCCAAUCAUACUAAUCCUCAAACGAAUAAGACGUAUGUUGAAGGAGACAUGUUCCUCCACAGCAGGUUCACAGGGGCUAGCCUUGAUGUCAAGUGUAUGGCUUUUGUUCCAAGUUUGAUAGCUUUUGUGUGGUUUGGAUUCUUCAUUUGGUUCUUUGGACGCUUUUUGAAAAAUGAGCCAGGCAUGGAGAAUCAAGAUAAAACUUACACUCGCAUGAAACGAAAAUCCCCAUCAGAACAUAGCAAAGACAUGGGAAUCACUCGAGAAAACACCCAGGCCUCAGUGGAAGACCCUUUGAAUGACCCUUCUUUGGUCUGCAUCAGGUCCGACCUCAAUGAGAUUGUCUUCAAGUCUUCCCACCUAACGUCUGAAAACUUGAGCUCGCAUUUGAAUGAGCCUGCCAGCGCGGCAGAAGCUGACCCUGAUCCAACGACUUCUAAAAGUACACCCACGAACUAGAUUCACUUACUUGGAUACAGCAAAAAAAAAAAAAAAAGCAACCCUGAGUGUACCUUUCAAUAAUUUAGUCUUUCUUUUUGUAAA
Molecule: messenger RNA, 1676 nt
Organism: Myotis brandtii (Brandt's bat)
Lineage: Eukaryota; Metazoa; Chordata; Mammalia; Chiroptera; Vespertilionidae
Gene: TMEM117
Product: transmembrane protein 117
Exons: 8
Coding region: 48-1592 (514 amino acids)
Biological process (GO): intrinsic apoptotic signaling pathway in response to endoplasmic reticulum stress
Source: RefSeq, a predicted model, not a curated record